Messenger RNA from Neopsephotus bourkii (Bourke's parrot), 1263 nucleotides. RefSeq names its product glycolipid transfer protein (gene GLTP). Gene Ontology annotation, biological process: ceramide transport; intermembrane lipid transfer. NCBI's taxonomy places the organism in Eukaryota, Metazoa, Chordata, Aves, Psittaciformes, Psittacidae. Gene Ontology annotation, cellular component: cytoplasm; membrane; cytosol. The transcript has 5 exons. Gene Ontology annotation, molecular function: ceramide 1-phosphate binding; ceramide 1-phosphate transfer activity. The record is from RefSeq and is a predicted model, not a curated record. The coding region runs from base 24 to 656 and encodes 210 amino acids.
UGCGGAGCGGGCCGGGCCGGGCCAUGGCGCUGCUGCUGGAGCACGAGUUCAAGCCGCUGCCCGCGGACAAGCAGAUCGAGACGCUGCCCUUCCUGGAGGCCGUGGCGCACCUUCCGCCCUUCUUCGAUUGCCUGGGCACUCCCAUCGUGUACUCGCCCGUCAAAGCUGACCUGGCUGGAAAUAUCAAGAAAAUCCGUGCAGUUUAUGACUCCAACCCCGCCAAGUUCAAAACGCUGCAGAACAUCCUGGAGGUGGAGAAGGAGAUGCACGGCGCAGCCUGGCCCAAGACGGGCGCGACGCUGGCGCUGAUGUGGUUGAAAAGGGGCCUGAAGUUCAUGCUGGUGCUGCUGCAGAGCAUCUCUGAUGGUGAGCGGGAUGAGGAGCAUCCGAACCUCAUCCGAGUGAAUGCUUUGAAGGCUUAUGAGAUCGCACUGAAGAAAUACCAUGGCUGGAUGCUGCAGAAGCUCUUCACGGGCUCAGUCUAUGCUCUCCCAUACAAAUCAGAUCUACUGAAGGCACUGGAGAAGGGUAAAGAAGUGAAAGAGGAGGAAAGCAUCGAGAAGAUCCAUCAGUUCCUCUCGAGGGUCACCCCCAUCCUGGAUGCAAUCUAUGAGAUGUACACAAAGAUGAACGCGGAGCUGAGCUACAAAGCCUGAGGCUCGCAGGGGCCUGGCAGGGCUGUAGUCAGGUGUGACGGGUGCUACUUGCGGUUUACUCACUGGGGUGGCUUCUGGCUGGCAGGCGACUUUGAUUCAUGUCUGGAUCUGCAGUGGAUAACCUGUUUUCUAAACAGAAUAAUGAGUUUUCUAGUCAGGAUAUGGCAAUAAACCAGUUGUCAUCACAGGAUUCCCCAAGUUUUUGUACUAAAGAGGGAAGACCAAGUGUUUCUAAUCCCAUCCUCUGGGUUCACACCUAUUAUGGUGUAGGGAAUGAAGCGUGGCUGGUGGCUGCAUCCCAAUGGAGCUGCCUUGGCUCUGCCCUGAUCCUCUUGGACUGCUACCAAUACCAUUGGACUACAACAACUGCUCCGGCACCCAUGUGAGAAGCUUCCCGAAUGAUGCCUAUGGAGCAGGAGCCGAUGACUUUCCCAGGGAAUCCCAACUCCUCCAGUGCCUGCACAGAGUGAGGCCCCUCUGCCGGUGGCUGAAGCCAGGAUUCCAGCCCCACACAGUGUCUGUGGGAGCACACGUUGCCUUAUCCACUGACGGCCUCACGGUGCUGCCGACGGGAUGUGAUUGUUAAUAAAAACUGACGGUAACCUCA